This is a messenger RNA of Pelobates fuscus (common spadefoot toad), 2751 nucleotides long. It is a transcript of the gene PRSS56, whose product is annotated as serine protease 56. Gene Ontology annotation, molecular function: serine-type endopeptidase activity. Gene Ontology annotation, biological process: proteolysis. The transcript is spliced from 18 exons. Bases 39 to 2450 code for a protein of 803 amino acids. The record is from RefSeq and is a predicted model, not a curated record. Lineage: Eukaryota; Metazoa; Chordata; Amphibia; Anura; Pelobatidae.
CUCCAACUGCUUUUAGUACAGCCUGCUGCUCCACUGCUAUGCUAUAUCCUCUGGUGGGGAUCACUCUGAACAGGCGCAAACAUUGGAGCUGGAUUGAAGUUCCACGAAUGUCCCUUCUACAGGCUCUAUGUGCCCCGGUCAAUAAGGAACAACACCGCAUGCCACCCAGUGUCCUACAAGCGCUGUCUAGCAGAGGGACACUAAUUUUGGAAGCAGCACUGAAGAGAGCUUUGCAAGUCCUCAACAAGGCUGUACAACAACAGGAUCAGCUACAACAUGAUUGUAGAGGAUGUACCCAUUGCCUCUUUCCAGAAUGUGUGAACAAAACUACACAGUGCAGAGAAAUGAAUAUGGUUCCAGCAUCUGAACCAACGUGUGAGGUUAUCCUGGCAGCACAAGCUGAGGCUGAUCCGCUAGAGAGAAGUUGGGCCUUGAGCCAUGCAUGCAGCUUCUAUCAGCAGUUCUGUCCACAGGGGAAUUACAUUUCAGACAUGUGCAUAGAGGCCAUGGCUGGCCACUGUCACCUCAAGCUUCAGGAGUGCAAGCUGGAGACUGACAUGGAUUAUCUGAACACUUCUCCUGAGAUUGAAGAUAUGGCAACCUGUGGACAGACUUUACCACCUACAAGGAACAGCACAGAAAUCAGUGGGAGAAUAGUGGGAGGGAGUGCAACAUCUCAGGGGUCAUGGCCUUGGCUGCUGAACAUUAGGCUUAAUGGAGAACUAAUGUGUGGAGGCGUGCUUCUGGGGGAUGUAUGGGUCCUCACAGCUGCUCACUGCUUCACUGGUGAUAUUAAUGAACUACACUGGACAGUCGUAAUUGGACAGUAUGACCUCAGCAAAAAGGAUGAUGGUGCAAAGAUCUUCAAUGUGAACAGGAUAGUAAGCCAUCCCAAGUUCAAUCAGAAAACGUUCAAUAAUGACCUUGCACUGUUAGAGCUGACUAGUGCUGUCACGGAAUUUCAGAGGGCAAGACCGGUGUGCCUACCUGAAAUAUCUAAGGAUCCCAUUCCUGGCACCAACUGUUUCAUUGCUGGAUGGGGCUCUCUCUAUGAAGACGGACCCUUAUCAGAUGUGGUGAUGGAAGCACGCGUGCCAGUUCUAAGCCAGGAGAUCUGCAAAAAUACCCUAGGGAAAGACAUGUUGACCGGUACAAUGUUUUGUGCAGGUUAUCUAACCGGUGGCAUUGAUUCUUGCCAGGGUGAUUCUGGAGGACCUCUGACUUGCCAGGAUCCUGUCUCUAAACGGUACAGUCUCUAUGGGAUCACUUCAUGGGGAGAUGGUUGUGGGGAGCGAGGGAAACCAGGCGUUUACACCAGAGUCACAGCAUUCACCGAAUGGAUCAGCGUUCAAAUGAAAAAAUCCUUGCCAAGCCGAGAACCAACAUGCUUUGAAUUGGGAGGAAUGGAGGAACUACAGGACAAUGAUAAAAAGUCAGAGAUCAGGGAACAAUGUCUUUUCUACAGACAGUCAUGUCCGGGUCCCAUGAGUCAGGAGGCAUGUUCACGUUAUGCAGAGGAAAAAUGCAGACAGAAACAGAGGAGAUGUGAGCUACGCUCUUACCUUAAGAGCCUUCUGGACUUACUGCGCAGAGCAGAAGAUUUCUUACGAAACAACAUGAAUUUUUCAUUCUUCACUCAAACAAUCCCACAGUUCAUGGAAGAGAUGUACAACAAUGUAGUUCCAUCCAGAAUUCGCAGAGAUGUUCAAGAGCAGAUUCUUGUGACAGAGACAAUGGAUAAAGGAACCCUUCAGUUAAUCGCAACCGAACCAGACCAGCUAAUUGGAAAUGAUACAGACAGAUCCAGUCAGCUGCAAAACACAACAUUUGAAUCAUUGUUUGAAGACAUGGGACCUGGGCUGGAGGACUGGGUAACUCUUCUGAACAGGAUGCCUGCAAACAUAAUUGCAGGUUCAUUGGAUGACAACCAUGAAGGCAAAAGUGGGGUGAACGAGAUUUUCCUGCAGGGAAACGAGGCAGCAGUGAAAGAUCUAGAAGAACAAGGAUGGAAGAUUAUUCAAGAACUGAAAUCGCAGCUCAGACAUAAAGGAAUUAUAAUAAACUAUCCUGAAAAAUCCUAUGAAGGACUGAAGCUAGGUCUUGGUCAUUUCCACGUACAGAAACGGGAAGCAAAACCUGUCCAUGAAGAUGAAAAAGAAAACGGCAAAGGGUGUGAGCGUCUAGAAGAAGCCAUCAGAGAAGUUCAGUCCAUUACAGAAAGAUACAGCUGGAUUCUUCAGGUGCCAGAGAAAGAUCUGUACAUGGAUUUUCAGGAGAUUCUGGUGGAUCUAGGCUCUAAAAAUUUGAAAGGACUUUACAAAGCCCGGAUUCGAGUUUGUGUAGCUGGGAAGUCUACAACCUUUAUCAGCCUGGUGGGGAUGGAAAGCAAUUCUUUCUUUCGCAGCAUGCCAGGGAUUAUUGCCCUGUCAUUGGAUGCUUUGAAAACGUAAUCAAUCUUUCGUUUUUCCUUUCAAAAAGGAUCAGAGAUCUUCGAGGUGGAGUACACGUUUGGACAAAUCCACUCACGGCCUUUUUUAAUGGUUUGUUCAUUUGAGAAUAUCAGUGGGAAGAUGGCCUUUGUUACCCCAGUUUUUAAGUGUUGCUUGACCUUUGCUACAGCAGCAUAAAGCAACAUAUAGAUCAGGUCCUCAAUUAAAAAAUAUGUAUUCAAAUUGUUCUCUGGGAAGCAAGAUCAAAGGAGACCUGCAUACAUAUGUUUGUAAAACAGAUUGCACAGUUUACAAGUUAUAC